AUGGCUACCAUUAAUGGGAAUACUGACGCUGCUCAACCAAUCGUUGCUCCUACAAAACAGUCUCAUCCUCCUCCUAAGACCGUCGAUUCUAAAUCUGUUCUCAAAAGGUUGCAAUCUGAAUUGAUGUCUUUGAUGAUGAGUGGUGAAUCGGGUAUAUCUGCUUUUCCUGAGGAGGACAACAUAUUCUUAUGGAAAGGAACAAUAAAAGGAAGCAAAGAUACAGUUUUUGAAAACACAGAUUACAAGCUAUCACUUUCUUUUCCAACUGAUUAUCCUUUUAAGCCUCCUAAAGUUAAGUUUGAAACAACCUGUUUCCAUCCCAAUGUUGAUAUUCAAGGCAAUAUAUGUUUGGACAUACUUCAGGACAAAUGGUCCUCUGCCUAUGAUGUCAGAACAAUUCUACUAUCCAUUCAAAGUCUUCUUGGAGAGCCAAACAUUAGUUCACCUCUAAAUCCACAAGCAGCACAGCUUUGGAGCAAUCAAGAAGAUUACCGAAAGAUGGUGGUCAAGUUAUACAAUUCUCCAAGUGCUACUGCUUAA
Messenger RNA from Lathyrus sativus (Indian pea), 540 nucleotides. NCBI's taxonomy places the organism in Eukaryota, Viridiplantae, Streptophyta, Magnoliopsida, Fabales, Fabaceae. The record is from the annotation of a GenBank genome assembly.